Molecule: messenger RNA, 2763 nt
Organism: Pelmatolapia mariae (spotted tilapia)
Lineage: Eukaryota; Metazoa; Chordata; Actinopteri; Cichliformes; Cichlidae
Gene: vsnl1b
Product: visinin-like 1b
Exons: 4
Coding region: 334-909 (191 amino acids)
Molecular function (GO): calcium ion binding
Source: RefSeq, a predicted model, not a curated record
AGGAUCAGGCUGAACCCAAACCGAGCAGCAGCAGCAGCAGCAGCUACAGUGAACUUAUGAUCAGGCUGUGAUGCACACGGGUGACGCCGCGCUCCUGUAGUCGCAUAACCAAAGACUGGCGUGGGAUCGGUGCCUGCUGCGCCUCAUCUGGAAUAACGUCGGGAAAAUCCAGAAAUUUCAUUAGCGGGUGAUUUUUUUUUCUCUGAAAGAGGGCGAGCCUCGUUGAGAAUAAUCCCUUUUGGGCAAACGUUUUCAUCGGCAGGGGGUUUUCUGUACUUUGCAGAAGCCAGAGCAGAUUUAUUCCGAUAGAGAAUCGCCAAAUAAUAAGGAAACAUGGGUAAGCAGAACAGCAAGCUGACUCCUGAGGUGAUGGAGGAUCUGGUGAAGAACACAGAGUUUAAUGAACAUGAGCUGAAGCAGUGGUACAAAGGCUUCCUGAAGGACUGCCCCAGUGGCAGGCUGAAUCUGGAGGAGUUCCAGCAGCUUUAUGUGAAGUUCUUCCCUUAUGGUGAUGCUUCAAAAUUUGCACAACACGCCUUCAGAACCUUUGACAAAAACGGAGACGGGACCAUUGAUUUCCGAGAGUUCAUCUGCGCUCUGUCCAUCACAUCCCGUGGCAGCUUUGAGCAGAAACUCAACUGGGCCUUCAACAUGUAUGACCUGGAUGGUGAUGGCAAAAUAACCAGAGUGGAGAUGCUGGAGAUAAUCGAGGCUAUCUACAAAAUGGUGGGCACGGUGAUCAUGAUGAAAAUGAACGAGGACGGUUUGACACCAGAGCAGAGGGUGGACAAGAUCUUCAGUAAAAUGGAUAAAAACAACGACGACCAGAUCUCGCUGGAGGAGUUCAAAGAGGCGGCAAAGAGCGACCCGUCCAUCGUGCUCCUGUUGCAGUGUGACAUGCAGAAGUGAGCCGUCGGUGCUCCCUCCUCUUCCUGUCUGUAUCCACACACUCUGGACAGCAGCACACGUUUUAAUGUCUCAUUAGGUUCUCUGCCAUUUCCACAGGAAAAAAAAUAACAAAAAACAAUGCUUGGACUAUUUUUCAAUGGACUCGCUUCUUGUGGUUGUAUGCAUGAGAAUGUCAAAUGCUGAAUAAUUUUGAACAUAGCUAUAAGAUAUCAUACAUUUCUAUUUGACAACAUGCCAAUGUGAUUUGUGCACAGUAAUCCCUCUACAUUCUCAUUCAACCUUAGCUUGUAUAUCAGUGGAGCACUGCAUUAAAUUAUGUUUCUGCAGUAUUUAGGAUCCCCAGUGUUCACUGCUGCAACUACUGUACGCUUUACAUGAUAGUAACUAAAUAAUAAUUCCUAUGAUAAUUGUAACUGUCUCUACUGUACAGACUUAUUGAGCUCUUGGAGGAUAGAAAGGCUCCUGUCUGUUCCAGAUGUUUUCACACGGUGGAACCAAGAAGAGUAGGUUCUUUGCAUGCAUAUAUUAUGUGUCAAAAAAAAUCUCUUACCUUUUUCAUCUUUAGGUGGUUAUAAAAAGAGAAACCGUCACACUAAAUUCAUUUAGUAUUGUUGCAUGGGAUGUACAGUAUGUGACUCAUUAGACCAUUAGUUCACCUCCUGUAAUGUGGGAGCAUGCUUCCUUCCAUUCGAUACACGUGUAUGUGUGACACUUUCGAAAGGUUUUCGGGUUGCAGUUGAGGGCUAAUCUCCAAGGAAGAGCUUUCACGUGAACAUAUUAUAUUUUGCUUAAGUGACUUACAGAAUGAGCAGAAAUAUAUUUAUGCAACAUGCGUCCCUUAAUGUUACUAUUGUACUGCUGCCGCUUAAUCUAGAGACGAGGCCAGACUUACAGCUGUCAUUAGGCGCAGGACACGUGCGUUAUUCCCCACGGCGAUCCCAGAUUGGCUUCUUUUUAGGCUUCUUCUUUGAUUUAUGGUUUACUCGAGUUAACGUUAAAGUAACUAAACUUUACUCAGUACAUAUCAACUUGUUUACAGAAAUGAAGAGCACUGCAAAAUUAAUAGUCUUGGCUUUUGACCUUAUUGCUGGGAGCUCACUCUUAAAGCUAGGGCCCUCGUGAGAGGGGCUCCACUUUUCAGUGCAGCAAAAGGAGGGAAAAAGCCUUAUAUAUAUGUUUACCGAACACACUGCAUUCCUUCGUAUAAAACUUUUUUGUAAGGAGAAACUUUUUAUCGAAAGGUCUCAUCUUCUAAUCUAUUCCGUUCGCUGCAGUCAUUAAAGAUGCAGGACCCCCGAGAGAGGUGCUUGAUAAAGCUUUUGAGAGAGCGUUUCAGAGCGAGACAGUAAUGAGUUGGCGAAGGUUGAAACUAUUGCAGAAAUUCUCGUUCAGCAGUUUUGCUUCCCCAUUUCCAGGCUAUGCAAGCAAGGACUGAGUGUCUGCUUGUAGUCCACUUAUAGUAGUGGAAGGUGCAGAAGCUUGUCAUUGUUUUGUCUCAAACCAAGCAUUACAUUAUCAGUGUCUAUAUAAUUUAUAAAUUUCAGGCCAGUCACCAUGUCAGAUUCUUUGUCUAGUAAAUGUUUAUAUCAAAUAUGAAAAAGCAUAAUACAAGUGACUGUAUUCUUUUAUACAUGUGGCAUGUGUUGCACCCAAAAAUAAUUCUGUAGUGAUUAAAUCAAAUAAACCAUGAACAGGCUUUUUUCAAAAGGCACGGGCUGCCAGGUGGACUUAAUGGGCACAAAAUAAAAUCAUCUCUGAACACAGUGCUCUGUAUGGAUGGACAAAGGGAUGAAUGGAUGGACAGCCUUGUGUGCAUAAAUCAUAUGAUCCGCAUAAAACGUGCUCAGAAUUACA